Molecule: messenger RNA, 1647 nt
Organism: Oncorhynchus gorbuscha (pink salmon)
Lineage: Eukaryota; Metazoa; Chordata; Actinopteri; Salmoniformes; Salmonidae
Product: olfactomedin-4-like
Exons: 4
Coding region: 86-454 (122 amino acids)
Source: RefSeq, a predicted model, not a curated record
ACACCAUUAUGACAUCCCUGCACUAAAAAUAUCCUAGCAGUUAGAACCAACAAGUCUGAAUCAUAACCACCUCGACUACUCCAGAAUGACUUCCACUCUGUUUGUCUUAGCUCUCCUGAGAACCACCUUGGCCUUUGGGCCUGUAGGCCCGUGGAGCGAGAGCAAUGGGACAGAGGAUGGAGGUGGGAAGUGCUCCUGUGAGGCCUUCCUGCCCGGCUCCACCUUCCCAGUGGGAGAGCUGGUCCUCCUGGAAGAGAUGGCUAUGCAGAUCAACCACAAGCUGGAGAUGGAAAUGAGCAAGAUCUCCUCCAUGGUGGUGGUCGUGACCAAGCUGGAGAGAUACAAUAAGAACCUGGUGUUGGUGACCCGUCGUGAGUACAUCAAUAUACAGCUCAAACUGGAGGAGUGUGAGAAGCGCCACAAUGAGAUCUUCAACCCCAACAUCGGGUCCUGAGAGCACAGAGGUAUAACCAGAGGCAGCAAGCCCAUUGUCAGUCAACUGAAUGCCCACUUGAAUGCUGGCUUCAAAUGGGGAGGCUGGGGGAAAGAUUCUAAGCCUGUGCAUGGUUCUGAAUUUUAAUACUGGUACUCUGGCUAUAGUGGUGCCUCAAUUGUUGACAUGAGAUUUUACAGUAGCUAUAAAAAUCCUAUUUUGAGAACUCCAUUUAAACACCAAAGCUUGUCAAGUAGCUGGUAUGGAACUGGUAACAACUUCAUUGUUCGUGAUAACACCCUGUAUUAUCAAUUGAACAAUCCAUUUAACAUGGCCAAACUGAAUUUUACUACUAUGAACUAUGAGUACAGGGUCAUUGCAAAGGCUAGCACCAGAUUCUCGUAUAGUCACUCACCCAAUCAGAACCUAGACUAUGCUGCUGAUGAGAAUGGGCUGUGGGUGACCUAUGCUACAGAGGAAUCCAAGGGUAAAAUGAUCAUUGCUAAAAUUCAUGAGCCAUCAUUUGGUAUAGAGGAGUUGUGGGAAACCAGUGUGUACAAACCAUCUGUGAGCAAUGCCUUCAUGGUGUGUGGAGUCUUCUAUGCUGUCUGAACAGUUGACAUUCACUAUGAGGAAAUAUUUUAUACUUAUGACACCAAGAUAAAACAAGAGAGCUACAUGAGUAUUCCAUUUGAGCGGUUCCAGGACAAGUAUGUCAACCUGGACUUACAACCCCACUGAUCAGAAACUCUACAUGUACAACGAUGGCUACUAUGUCAACUAUCAUCUCUGGUUUGACAACCAGGCCACUGUAAACACAGCACACCCCUUGGUCAAAUAAAAGGCCUAUUGUGGCAUAUUGAAACUCGUUAUACUCAAGUCAGAUUUAAUCUCUUUUGUAGUUGCUCUGAUUAUAUAGAAUAUCCGGGCUCAUGCUCAUCGUGUUGAUUUGAAAUAAAUGGCUUAAGCAUUCUCGUUGUGUUCAAGGGUUUACCUUUGAUAUUCCAUCUGAAAUAGUACUGUCUUCAUUGUAUUAAAGUAUUAUGAUUCCGUCAGUCUUCAGUCUACAUCAGCAUCUGUAUAAUGAGGUGUAUACUAUACCCCAGAUUCAGCCAAAUGGAGGUCAGUUGUGGCUAAUAAGCAUGAUUCUGUGUAUCUCAUAUAAAAUACUUUAAUUGAGUCCCUUAUGCUGAUAAUAAACUCGGUGUCAAACA